Strongylus vulgaris is the source of this 273-nucleotide messenger RNA. Lineage: Eukaryota; Metazoa; Nematoda; Chromadorea; Rhabditida; Strongylidae. The record is from the annotation of a GenBank genome assembly.
AUGGGGGUCAUACCAUUUAUCUUUGACCUUAUGAAUGGACUUGGCCCACAUUAUCCACAAUGUGUAUGUGCUCCACCCCCAUGUGCAGCUACAGCCAAUGCAGUAAGUGCUUCUCAAGCAACAGUAGUUGGACAGACUGCUCUCGUCGAGCCACUACCACCUGUACAAUCGGUACCACCGCCGUAUGUUGGUGGCGGAGGAGGAUACGGUGGACUGCCUCCGAAUAUGUACUCUGCAGCGGGCUAUCCUUAUAGAAGGAGGUACAGAAGGUAA